AUGGGGCCGUCAUCCCCAUCUCGUUUGUACUCAGAAAGAAUAUAUUCGGCUCAUUGCAACAAAGUAAACCUUCUUGUCUACUCCCAGGCCCUCAACCUCUGCUUGUCUGCUGAGCAGCAGACGGGCAGCAAGGGAUCUGGGCCUUUGCCUCUUUGCCGGCUCUGGUGUCCGUACAGCCUGGAGGAGGCGGCGUUGGUGCAACUUCCAUCUCGGCACGACGUCUUGUCAGCUCAGUUCAGCCACAACGGCAGUUUGCUGCUGCUGCUACUCUCAGACCCUCAGCAUUCUCUUGCGGUGUACUUCAACGUCUCCCAGGCGGUACACAGACAGACGCCUGCCGAUACGAACAUCCAAAACCCUUGUCCACUGCCGCUCUUACAAGCCACCCAUCUCACCCCCUGCACUCGAUCCCUCUUAAAUGGUUUGACCCUUGAGACCUCGACGAGAAUGGCGGGGCAGUGCAGCGUUAACAGAGGCCGCUGCAGGUGGAAAUGCGCGUCGGGUGUAUGUGCACCUCAUUACGGAGGGGAAACACAAUCUGAAAUGACUGCAAGGUACAGCAGCAGCUGCGAGGGCGGGUUGAUUCGCUUCGCCACAUUUGGCUUAGGCCAUCUCCGCCUUUGGAGUGUCAACAGUGACCGGCCUUCUCAACCUCCUUCGCAUAAAAGUUUGUGCAUCUCUCGUAUGGGAGGAGGAGAGGGGAGCCCAAUGGGGCCUCCAGAGGCCACUGCCUGUUCCUUCUUGCCUUCAGGAGAUAUAAUUGCUGCUCUCGCUGACAGACGCAUUGUUGUAUUUAGAGGCCUGACCCCUCUCCGCUCCGUCUCGGUGCCGUCUUGCAGCAGCAAGAUUCUGUUGCUGCAACCGCUGCAGAAGAGUCUGCUGCUGCUGGCGGCGCAGGAGGGUCUCGUACAGCUGCUGCCUCUCAGUGCUUUGACUUCAGCUGGUGCUGGUCAACCCUCUGCACCCCGCAGUUCGGAUGUAUACACACAGCCUGUUCACCAAGAAGACCACCUUGCACCUCCGGCUCCACCUGCACUCCCCAACACCGCCACAUCAACUCGCCUACCUCAGCGUUUCUCCCUUUCCAACCAGCGCACGCUUCAGCGGAGACAGCAGGGAAGCGGAGUGGCCACAGCCUCAACACUCAAAACCAUCGGGAGGCCUCGUUCACCGGGAAGGCCUCGAUCGCCCGUUCCGCCCGCUCCAUUCGCCACAGGGUCGGUGCAUGCACCCGCAAGAACACCGCGAAGCACUUACGGGGACUCUGUGGGCCGGCCUUGGAGUUCCGGAAGCAGACGCCAGUCGCUCUCAAGGCCAGCGAGUGCAGCAGGGAGCAGAAGAAGCUUCACUCGUCGUGCGCCAAAGAACGCCGCAUCCUCCCUCCGCCGGUCUUCCUCCGCCGUCAGUCGCAUCAGCACGCGCAGCAGUGUCUGCAGAAACGGCCAAUUAACUGAACAACAACAGCAGCAGCAGCUGAUGCGGAAGCGGAGUGUAAAGAGGCAGCCCGGCCCUGCGCAGUGCGUAGAGGCGGCUGCCGCUGCAGUGCGGGAGUUGCGGCCCAAGCGGUCUUUGACAACCCUGCAAGUGGCCAGUAGACAGCUGCAAAAAAAUCGGGGGAAAGGAGGGAGCGGGGCGCUUUGGCUGCCUCUGCACAGCUCGCAAAUUAUGGGGGUGUAUUGGAGUGAGCCGUUCCUUCUUCUAUCAACUCGAACUCAAAUGAUGCUCCUAGACGCCUUACACCUUUCAGAGGAAGCUUCUCUUGUUCUGCAAGACAGACCCUUGGGUUCUCUCGAUGUCGCAACUCUCCUCUCCCUUCCCGCCUACCCCGAGCCUCCUGCACCCUCCACACCGCCUCCUCACUGCAGCCUAAAUGCAACACAAGAGCUGCUGCAGCAGCAACAGGGGCUAAACCCACCAGCUAACGAGGCCUCCGUUAUCGUUACUGGAGGCCGGUGCUGCGUUGGAGGAGAACUUCGCCUUUGGGAGUUUCACCCCCAGUCGCGCUCAACGCUUCCUUUCUACUUCAAGUCGCCUAUCACAGCUGUUGCCGCCGGAGCGACAAGAGGCGAAGCUCAAGGGCUCGUUGCUGCCGGGACGGAGGAGGGAACAGUCAUCCUUUUAGCUCUGCAGCAGAACGCCCAAGGAAUACUGGAGCCUCCGGUGUUGUCAUUAGACCGGCAAAUAACCCCCAGUUAG
Messenger RNA from Eimeria acervulina, 2196 nucleotides. RefSeq lists its product as hypothetical. The transcript is spliced from 3 exons. The record is from RefSeq and is a predicted model, not a curated record. Bases 1 to 2196 code for a protein of 731 amino acids. Gene Ontology annotation, molecular function: protein binding. Lineage: Eukaryota; Apicomplexa; Conoidasida; Eucoccidiorida; Eimeriidae.